UCGCCAACCACCUUGUUUCUCAUUGCGCGUCCAGCGGAUCCAGAUUGUCAUGGCGCAUGCAAUUCUUUCAAUGUCCCAGAUCUGUCUGUCUAUCCCGUCAUUAAUCGUCCCGAAUGGGCACGGGCCUGUCAAACUCGUGCAGUUUUGUUUUCCUUCUACCUACCUAGGUAUAUACUGUUGUUGCGCAGUGUCCCUCUAAUUACCUCCAUCGUUCCUGCUUGUUUGCCGUUUUGUUUGUGCGCGGCGGUCGCUCUCGAGACUAAUGUUGGGUUGAAGCUGUGUUGUCUGCAUCUUUCUUGGAUAUACUGUCGUUAUAGACCAGAGCGCCUCAUCAUCAUGCUCCCUCAUUAUCUGCCACUCGUUGGCGCUUCUCUAAUCGCCCUUGCGGCAGCCCAAGAUACGGUCUCUCUAGCCAUCACUGCCAAACCCACCGCAGGCGCAUCGAAAAUCAUCAGUCCCUCGUUCGCCGGCUUCGGUAUCGAGUCCUCCAACCUCUACUCUUUCACGGGAGGGAGCUCGGAGAACCAGCUCACCAAGAAUUUGUUGGCGAAUUUGGCAAACUACACGGGCACUCCGCCGCACCUACGCAUAGGAGGAAAUACGCAAGACUACUUUAUUUAUGAUCAGUCACAAAAUGACUAUACCUGCGAGCGAAACCCCAACCCGGUCGGUCAGGGCAACUAUCCCGCCGAUAUGUACAUUAUCGGUCCUAGGUACUUCGAGGUCAUCAAUCGAUUUCCCAGCAACACUCCCAUCACUUUCGGGCUGAACCUUGCCUAUGAGGAGUCGGACUACAUUGACCAGAUAACGGCCAUGGCAACUGAAGCUGUAAGGGGGCUGGACAAGGUCAACUUGGUCUCUUUCGAGAUUGGCAAUGAACCCGACCUUUACCUGCAGAACGGGUUUCGAACCGGCAGUUGGGGCGGUCAGGUCUAUACCCAAGAAUGGCUGGAUCGCGCAAGUGCUGUCUGGCAGCAAGUCCUCAAACCCAACGGCCUCCCAAGCAACUUCUUUGAGCCGGGAACUACUGCUUCCACCAUCGGCACUUCCUUCAUGAUCCAAGAUCUUGACCAGUACGGCAUUACCGUGCAAGCUAACGACUCGAGCAAUCCGUACAUUGCCAGCUGGAACCAGCACGACUAUUAUUACUACAUCGGAGUGUCGACUUACCCUCUUACGCAGUAUGCCUUCAUGACACUGUCCACGACCAAUGAUCAAUUUGCUGCAUGGGUUACUCAAAUACAGCAAGCCUUUGACACCCCUUAUCCUUAUGCUCUGCGUGAGAUGGGUGUCGUUGGCCCCAUCGGAAUGGAUGAUAUCACGAACGUGUUUGGGGCGGCCUUGUGGACGCUCAACUUCCUUCUCUAUGCCGCUACCCUGAAUAUUUCCUCGGUUCAGCUGCAUAUGACCGAUAAUAGCAAUGCUAGUGCCUGGCAACCAAUCGAAUACUACGGCAACCAGCCGUUUGUACGACCCAAUUACUAUGGCAUUGCCGCUUUCGAUCUGGCUAUUGGGCCCAGCUGUCAGGCCCAGGUUGGUGGUUACAUCUUGAACGAUCCCCCUGGCAACUACGGCGGCCGGAUUGCUGCAUAUUCCAUCUACCAAGAUGGUACCCUUGCGACAAUUGUCCUGAUCAAUUCCAACCCCGCCAAUGUUUCGGAAACAAACAAACCGACCCUGACUUUUGACCUGUCGCUGCCGACGCAAUUUGCCGGUCAGGAUUUGUAUCUGGCCUACCUCACCAACGAUGGUGCCGAUGCAAAACACGGUACAACGUUUGCUGGUGUGAGCUACGAAGAGAACGGUGACGGUACGCCAACUCGAGUCAAUGAUACUGUGGUCAGUGUCAAGAUUGGAAACGAUGGAAGUGUUGCCGUUCCUGUCCGAGACACACAAGCUGUUGUUGCCAAUAUCGGGUCGCCACUCGCGCAACGAAGUCCCAACGCAAGCGCCUGUUCGGCUCUCGCAUCUAGUACACCAGACGCCAAACCAGCAACGUCUGCUGUGGGAACCAGCACGGCGUUCAGCACGUCAUCCUCAUCAACUCAUACUAGUGCAGCAUCGCGUACCGGCAGCAGUGCACGGGCAAGCAGCACCAAUGGUGUUGCCGGCCUCUCUACGAUGAUUUUUGGUACCAUGGCAUCGGCGUUCUUGAGCGGAGUUUAUUUGCUCCUGAUAUAAAUUGGUGGUUAAUUGUUCAAGACAUGCACCUACGAUAGACGGCGUUUUACGAACCUUUUGUCUCAGGAUUAUGACAGAAAGAUGCUUUUGAUGUGGAGUUGGCCUUUUUUCUUCUUGUCCAGGAGGCCAGACAGGUUAUUGAAAGUUGACGAACUUGGGACAGUCCGAUGGAGAUUGUCACAGCAGGGAGCUGCCGGUACUUUGUUGGCUGGACAUGUUGGGGCAUCACAUAAAGCGCCUGCACUGGAUUAGAUUAUCUAGACUGGCAUAGCUAUUGAUAAUGAUUAAUGGUACUGGUUCGGGAAUGUUGAGAAGCCUCGAAAAUG
This is a messenger RNA of Exophiala xenobiotica, 2507 nucleotides long. RefSeq lists its product as uncharacterized. The coding region runs from base 337 to 2181 and encodes 614 amino acids. The transcript has a single exon. The record is from RefSeq and is a predicted model, not a curated record. NCBI's taxonomy places the organism in Eukaryota, Fungi, Ascomycota, Eurotiomycetes, Chaetothyriales, Herpotrichiellaceae.